Penaeus vannamei (Pacific white shrimp) is the source of this 1469-nucleotide messenger RNA. RefSeq names its product TIMELESS-interacting protein. The record is from RefSeq and is a predicted model, not a curated record. Gene Ontology annotation, molecular function: DNA binding. NCBI's taxonomy places the organism in Eukaryota, Metazoa, Arthropoda, Malacostraca, Decapoda, Penaeidae. Gene Ontology annotation, cellular component: replication fork protection complex; nucleus. Gene Ontology annotation, biological process: replication fork processing; replication fork arrest; DNA replication checkpoint signaling.
UCUUACAAGAACGCCAACAAAACACCCGCAAUACGCGCCAAAAUUUCUUCUUCGGGGACUACAAAAUCACGAAAAAAUCACUAUUUCCUUCUCCUUUCUUUAGUUAACUGUGCAGAAAUUACAACAGAAGUGUGAAAAUAAACACACAAGGUGAAGAAACCAAGCCAGAAGUAGAUCAAUCAAGAAAUAAACGAUGGAGAUGGACAUAGAGGAGAUGUUUGGCAUCCGUCCAGCUGAGAGCGAAAGGGGCUCGGCAUCGGAAGCUGAGGAGGAUGAGGAUGACGACACAGGAGAAAACAACCCAAUGGAUGAAGCUAUCGAAGUGCCGGAACCAGGUCAACAGGCGAAAGCAGAACCCGUCAAACCAAAGAGAGUUGUAAAAAACCCACAACCGAAACUGGAUGUGCAUCGCCUGGGAGGUCCUCGUGGUAUCCCAGUCCUCCAGAAGUCCUUCAAGGACGUGAAGUGGAAGGGCAAGGGGCAUGAGAAGGAGGAUUUGGAUGUCCUCCUCAAACGACUGGAACACUGGGCUCAUCGCCUCUUCCCCAAAUUGCCCUUUAAUGAUGUCUUGGAACAGAUUGAGAAGCAGGGCUUCAAGAAGCCAGUUCAGGUCCUCAUCAAGAAGCUGAGACUGGAUAUGUUCACCGAAAGUGAAUUAAAUGGUGCUAACCCUGAUGAGGACAAUGUGCGGAGAGGGAUUCAUGAUGAGGAACCUGUGAUCGAAGAGCCCCCUGUUGACAUUUUUGAUGAGCUCUUGGGUCAGAAUGGAUUUCCAGCAUCUCAGCCAACUACUGCACCUGCUUUCACCUCUCUUCCUUCAGCACCAGCAGAGAGUUCUUCUACACUAACAGAGGAGCAGAGAGAGCGUGUUGAGCGUAACAGGCGCUUGGCAGCUGAGAGACGAGCGGCCAAGCUGAGGCAGCAACAAGAAGAAGAGGAAAGAUUGCGGCAGCAGGAGGAAGAUGCUCAUUCUUCCUUUGAUGAUAUACGGGGUAGUGGAAUAGUAGGUGGUAAUACCAGCACACAGAAUAGCAAAGAAUCUCCCGAGAAGCAGAAUAAAGAAAAGGAAACUCCAAAGGAACAGAGUAAAGGGGAGACAGCAGAUAAUUCAACAGAGGACAUGGAAACAGAAACAGCCACAGAUGCAGAGGGAGACAAGGAAGAUGGGAAAGUAGAUAACACACCCAAAAAUGGAAGUACGCAAAACAUUGAUAAUCAGGAAAAUAAGGAAAAGGAAAGUGAGAGUGGGGAUCCACCUGCGGCAGAGGAAAAGAGUGAGGAGAAAGAAUUGCAUAAUGCAGAUGAUCUUCUUGAUAUGCUCGAUGAUGAAUAAGAAAAAUGGUGUAAUAUAGCAGAGAAAAUUAGUCUUGCUUUUUAUCAUUUUAGAUGGAAUGGAGAAGAUGCUAGCAAUUUUUUAUGUGAAUUUUACACUGGAUUUUUGUAAGCAAAAUAUAAUUUGUUUAACUGCA